AUGGGCACCAUCGAUGACACCGCCGGGUUCCCGGUGACGAGGACGAGCAGGUCGCUGGUGCCGCCGUCGUCGGCGACGCCGCGGGAGACGCUGCGCCUGUCGGUGAUCGACCGCGUGGCGGGACUGCGCCACCUGGUGCGGUCGCUGCACGUGUUCGCCGGCAACAACAAGCCAGCGGCGGCCAAGGCGCCGCAGGCGAAGGCGCUGCGGGAGGCGCUGGGGAAGGCGCUGGUGGACUACUACCCGUUCGCGGGGCGGUUCGUGGAGGCGGAGGACGGGGAGGUCCGGGUGGCGUGCACCGGCGAGGGCGCCUGGUUCGUGGAGGCCGCCGCGGCGUGCUCCCUGGAGGAGGUCCGGCACCUGGACCACCCCAUGCUGAUUCCCAAGGAGGAGCUGCUGCCGGAGCCCGCGCCCGACGUCAACCCGCUCGACAUGCCGCUCAUGAUGCAGGUGACGGAGUUCACGUGCGGCGGCUUCGUGGUGGGUCUCAUCUCCGUCCACACCAUCGCCGACGGGCUAGGCGCCGGGCAGUUCAUCAACGCGGUGGCGGACUACGCCCGUGGCGGCGCCGCCAUCACCAAACCCCGCAUCUCCCCCAUCUGGGCGCGCGACGUGAUCCCGGACCCGCCCAAGAUGCCGGCGCCGCCGCCGCGCCUCGACCUGCUCGACCUGGUGUACUUCACGACGGACCUCAGCCCGGACCACAUCGCCAAGGUCAAGUCGCGGUACCUGGAGUCCACGGGGCAGCGCUGCUCGGCGUUCGACGUGUGCGUGGCGCGCACCUGGCAGGCCCGCGUCCGCGCGCUCGCGAUCCCGGACCCCGCCGCGCCCGUCCACGUCUGCUUCUUCGCCAACACCCGCCACCUGCUUCCGGCGACGGCGUCGCCGGCCAGCGGGUUCUACGGCAACUGCUUCUACACCGUGAAGGCGACGCGGCCCAGCGGGGAGGUGGCGGCGGCCGACGUGGUGGAGGUGGUGCGCGCCGUCCGGGACGCCAAGGCCAGGCUCGCCGCCGACUUCGCGCGGUGGGCGGCGGGCGGGUUUGAUCGGGACCCCUACGAGCUCACCUUCACCUACGACUCCCUCUUCGUCUCCGACUGGACGAGGCUCGGGUUCCUCGAGGUGGACUACGGCUGGGGCACGCCCACGCACGUCGUGCCCUUCUCCUACCACCCGUUCAUGGCCGUCGCCAUCAUCGGGGCGCCGCCUGCGCCCAAGCCCGGCGCACGCAUCAUGACCAUGUGCGUCCAGGAGCAGCACCUGCCCGAGUUCCAGGAGCAGAUGAACCAGCCCUCCUCGUGA
Molecule: messenger RNA, 1302 nt
Organism: Miscanthus lutarioriparius
Lineage: Eukaryota; Viridiplantae; Streptophyta; Magnoliopsida; Poales; Poaceae
Source: the annotation of a GenBank genome assembly